AUGACCAAAACGUCUUUGGAUACUGUCAAGACGAACAAAGCAAGUACGUUACCUCAAGUUCGGUUAGAAAAGGUGGCCAAAUGUUCUUCAUCUGCACACCCUAACGAGUUUAGACCACAAACUGCAAUAUGUGGGCAUCAGUGUGAGAACUUUAGUAGAUAUCAUACUGUAUCAUCAAAUACAUCAAGUCUUGAGCAAAACAGAAGCCAUUUUAAAGAAUAUGAUUUCUUUAAGCCUGAUACGAACGAAAAUAAACCAAAGGAAUCAGAAAGAAGUUUAGUUACAAAAUUUCGCGCACGAAUAGACUUUAAACAACCAGCGUUACUACCCAAGCCGACAAAAAGUGAGUUAAACAAGGAUCCUUUGAUUAAUUUUAUGGUGCCUCGAGGCUUUCGAGGAGGCACACAAUCAAGCCAAUAUGCAUAUAAUACUAACGAACACUUACUUACUCAAAAGUCAGAAAAUCUCUCAAGUGAAAACUUAAAAACCGGUAACCAUCAAAGUGGAUAUUCACUGCCCAAUAACCAAGUGUGUAACGAUAAGUCAAGCCAAAAGAAUACGGUUAAUAAAACGAGUGCAGGAAAACAUCUGAAUACGAAUUCUCUUAUGGAAGCCAGUGACCGUAAUACUAACCAUGCAACAAUGAAACUAACAAAUACAUCAAAACUUUAUUCAUCCUUAAUGGUGCGGAGAAAGGAUGGCAUUGGUGAUAAUACUGAAAUUCCUUCGGCGUUUAACAAACCUAAUAAGGUUUCAGAAAGUAUAGUUAGUAAAAGAGGCACUACGAGUAAUACAGCUCAAUCUGUUACAGAACCUGCUACUCAUAAUCCGGUUCGUCACUACUCCCACAACGUUAAUGAAAAAUCCAGUAACACAGCUCGACCGACAGGUAUCACUGAGUCAACAACUACUAACUCUGUAUCUUUGUCUUCUCCAUCGACUAUCCCUUCUUCUUUACAAUUGUCGUCCAAUAAUCAGCCUGAAUCUGACCCUCCUAAGUUAAAAAAUAAACUAUCCCCAGGUAAAAAUGGAACCUAUAGCAAAGUAACAAAUAAUGCACUUUCUCAUAAAAAGCUAGAAGAAAAAAAUCAAAACUCAAAUGAUAAGAAAGAAGGAGAAAUAUUUACGGCUAUUAAAACGAUACAACAUAAAAGUGUAGUCAAUACGGAAGAAAGUGAUCCUGCUUUGUAUAACAGUAAAUUUAAUUUUACUAAUACCACUGCUACUACACAAUUACCCCCCAAAGGUUCUGAGUUACCAGGAAAUAAAUCUCCCAAGAGAAUGAAUACCUUGCCCAUAGGUAUAAAUGAGUCAACUAGAAUGACAGUGACUGACAUAAACUCUGCUGAUGUAUCAAAACACAAACUAACUGGACCAUCGGAGAACACAGCAGUUAGUCAAUUUCAUACAGAGAAAACCUAUUCAAGUGAAAGUAAACCGCUUCAUAAGCCAAAUGAAAAAAAGGAUAAUUUACCUUACCAUAAGCGACAGGUGAACUAUUCUAUUUUGGACAGUGUUAUGGGUGAAAUGGAGCAAUUAUUCGCAGGAAAACAAACAAAUACACCGAGUAAAUUGUCAAGGAUACAUAGUUUUGCUAGGGAAAAGGCUAUGCAGUGUAGAGAAGAAAAUAGUGAUAACGAAGAUAAUCCCACAAAUGCAAGUAAACUUUUGAAGCCUCCAGAUGUAAACGACGUGAAUAAAACACUCACGCCUCAUGAUUUAGACAGCUGCAAAGAUAUGAAAACUAGUUCUUCCGUCCCACAGCACAAGAAUGGAAGACAGUCUGAGCGCUUUCAAGCAGCACUUCAAGCAGUCGAAAAAAAUUUUAGGCCAAUUCCUGUGACUGAAGAUGUUAAGAGUCCUAAACCAAGUAAAGUAGAUGGUGAUAUCAUUGGAAAUCAUAUCAAAAAUGUUUGUCCGUCAAUCGAAAAAUGUUCAGCUGAUUUAUGCAAUGUAAGUUGGCUUUUUAAUUUAAAAAUGACAUCAGAUUUAGUAACUUGA
This is a messenger RNA of Schistosoma turkestanicum, 2001 nucleotides long. The record is from the annotation of a GenBank genome assembly. NCBI's taxonomy places the organism in Eukaryota, Metazoa, Platyhelminthes, Trematoda, Strigeidida, Schistosomatidae.